Molecule: messenger RNA, 1102 nt
Organism: Penaeus vannamei (Pacific white shrimp)
Lineage: Eukaryota; Metazoa; Arthropoda; Malacostraca; Decapoda; Penaeidae
Source: RefSeq, a predicted model, not a curated record
UGUGGUUUCACUUAGUUCAGCUCCUACUAGAAAACACGGGCUACAAUGCGUCACCUCCUCCUGCUAGGACUCCUCGCAGUCAACCUCUUCCUGUUCGCCGAGUCCUUCAUCCUUCCUCCUGGCUACGCUCCUCCGGUCUUCCCUGCGCUUCCUCUGCUGCACCUGCCGCUGCUGGGCGUCGUGGAUGAAGCCGGGUUGAUGCCUCUGCUGAUCUCUACGUUGACGGCGAUUCACGCCGGCACCAUCAUAGCGCUCUUCGUCACCGGAGGCUACCGCAGGAGAAGGUCGACCUCGGAGGACUCCGCGGAUCCCGUGUACCUCAUCAUGUCCGCCGUCAGCCGUCUGGACACUCACGGCUGCAUCCUCAAGUUACUGUGCCAGCUGAAGGCCAACUCCCCCGACGACCUUUCAACAGAAGAGGGGAUCAUCGUGGAACUCUUCGCCGAUCACCACGAUCUCUUCGCCAAGAACGGGGCCGGCGAGUCCUCUGCCCUCGGCGAGGGCCAGGAUGUGUGUGCGGCUCCUGGUGAUCGCUGUCCGGUUGAAGGAGAAAUUCUGAGGAAUCUGUCGCGGAUGGUCUGGGGAAGCAGCUUCUGAACCAAGACCGUCGACAGACGAUCAAAUUAUGCUGGUUCUGAUAUAUCUAAGGUGCGAGGAUGUUCUUGGGAAUUAUUUCCUGUCCAGUGAUGUAUAUUUAUUAUUUAUGCAUACACCGUGUCCCCCACUAUAAGAAUGGUUUUCUAGACAGACAAGACGACCCCGCUCAUUUCCUCCUCAUCAAACCUCUCCUUCAGACGUUCAACCCAACACCUAAAGAGCCACAGAUAGACUGUUUACACGCCCGAUUAUGAUGAAGCCAAAAUGGGACAUGAAAUCAAAAGUUAUUUAUAUAGAUAUUGUACUUUUUUCAUUCCAUUCAUUCUGUACAUAUUUCCCCCUGUCAUGGAUCUCACUCAAACACACACGGAGUUUAAAUUAUUUAGUUAAAACUUGAACUUCCUCUACACUAAACACCAAUAAAUUAUUUUUGUUAAUGCUGAAAUUGCAAUGUUUGUUAGAUGUUGAUUUAUAUUUAUCUAUACUAUUUGUUAUUUGUUUGUUG